UAAGGCCAACUGAAAGAUGGGCGCGCUGAGGAAAAGCAUAGGCCAGAUCGGACGACGGGCUCGACGCGCACCGAUGGGGGACCGCUGACCGGGGUGGGUAGUAGUGUCGAACUGGACCUACCGUCCCGUCGACCCCCCAAACGGCAGCAAACACAGGCGCAAGUAAACAUCCGCACACCGAGACGAGCACAUCCCACCACGACUGACACCCCACCACGCGCCAAACGUCGCGAGAUAUCGAACUCGAGAGAAUUCCCCUUCAAAGGGGCAACCAAUACUCGACACACAAAUCGCCUCUUUUCAACCUCUGAAGUCCCGCUUGGCGCGUCAGUACAAAAGAGGAGGGGGGAAAAGAAAAAAAAGACAAAAAGGGAGAGGGAAAAGGGAAACAGAAACACCAUGGAGGACGCCCAUAGGAAAAUCGAGCUGCAAUCUCGCGAUGACCUCGCGUACCUGCUCAACAACAUCCGGCGCGCCGCGCAGGAACAGCUCGACAAUGCGUUCCCACACAUCGAGGGCAGCAAUGCGCAAGAGGACGAGCUGCGGGCGCCUAUUGAGCGUCUGGUCAACGAGUACAUCAACAAAACCUUCACCUACGCAGCCCCAAACCUCUCCAUAAACGGCAUGGACACCGACCCCGCCAACUUCCUCUCCUCUCCCACCGCCACCGCCGACGAACCAGAAGAAGCCUACGAACCCUGGGACGCCCGCCUCCGCCAACGCGUCGAAGACCUCGCCCGCGAAGAAGAAGACCUCCUCAACGAUAUCGCUGCCCUGAAGAAAACCGUGCCCGGCGCCAUCGCCGCAGCAACGACAAACGAAUUCAAAGCCGCCGCCGCCGCGGACGAGGCCGCCUUUGAGGCCGCAAAGAAAGCAAAAGAGGACGAGGCGAGGGAGCUGGAGGCGGAGGUGCUGCCGCUCGAGGCGAUGGAGAGGAGAGGCGAGGUGAAGGAGGCGCUUGGAGGCGCGGUGGGCGGGUUGGGGAGGUUGAAGAAAAGUAUGCCUGCCACUGUUGCCAAGAUGGAGAGGGCGAGGGUUGCGGGGGAGUAUACUGUCACGGAACGGUCUUAAGGGAGUAUGAAGGGGGGGACUUUUUGACACCAUGGGAGUUACGGCGUUGGGAACUUAUACCACGACAAAGGGUAUCUGGCAGAGAGCUGGUGACCCAUAGGCAGUGCUUAUUGUGUAUAUGGUGAUAGCAGUCUAGUAAAAGCCUGGAAAGCAGAAAGGUCAAGAUCUGCUCGUGAGUAUGCCAUUCAAAGGGUCCAAGUGAUCAAAAUGAAAGUAUGUAUAAUGUGAAA
Molecule: messenger RNA, 1301 nt
Organism: Colletotrichum godetiae
Lineage: Eukaryota; Fungi; Ascomycota; Sordariomycetes; Glomerellales; Glomerellaceae
Exons: 2
Coding region: 400-1071 (223 amino acids)
Biological process (GO): mitotic sister chromatid segregation
Cellular component (GO): kinetochore; MIS12/MIND type complex
Source: RefSeq, a predicted model, not a curated record